Lineus longissimus is the source of this 2462-nucleotide messenger RNA. Its product is annotated as phosphoglycerate kinase 1-like. Gene Ontology annotation, molecular function: phosphoglycerate kinase activity; ADP binding; ATP binding. Gene Ontology annotation, biological process: gluconeogenesis; glycolytic process. Bases 89 to 1342 code for a protein of 417 amino acids. The record is from RefSeq and is a predicted model, not a curated record. Gene Ontology annotation, cellular component: cytosol. NCBI's taxonomy places the organism in Eukaryota, Metazoa, Nemertea, Pilidiophora, Heteronemertea, Lineidae. The transcript is spliced from 10 exons.
GGAAGAAUUGCCAAUUCGCUCGUGAGGUCGACGAAGGACGUUCGCCUUUUCAUCUCAUAAAACUGUCCCUGAUCCAUCGAAUUUCAAGAUGGCAUUAUCCAAUAAACUUUCCAUUACCGAUGUAGACUUGAAAGGAAAGAGGGUGUUGAUCAGGGUUGAUUUCAAUGUGCCGAUGGAUGGGAAGACUAUCACAAACACACAGAGAAUUGUCGCAGCACUACCCACUGUCAGGCAUGCAUUGGAGAACGGAGCAAAGUCUGUUGUCCUCAUGAGCCAUUUGGGGCGGCCAGAUGGCAAGGUUGUCCCAAAAUAUUCCCUCGAACCUGUGGCCGCAGUUGUAGAAAAGGAACUUGGAAGGCCAGUUACAGUCUUAAAAGAUUGCGUCGGAGCAGAAGUGGAAAGCGCAUGUGCCAACCCAGCAGCGGGCUCCGUGUUUCUGCUGGAGAAUCUGCGCUUCCACGUCGCAGAGGAAGGCAAGGGUGUCGGAGCAGAUGGACAGAAGGUCAAGGCCAGCGAGGCAGAUGUCGCUGCAUUCCGGGCAUCGCUGUCAAAACUUGGCGAUGUUUAUGUGAAUGAUGCUUUCGGUACUGCACACAGAGCUCACAGUUCCAUGGUUGGAUGCAAUCACAGUCAAAGAGCAUGUGGAUAUCUACUGAAGAAGGAAUUAACAUACUUUUCAAAGGCAUUGGAGAACCCUGAUAGGCCAUUCUUAGCAAUUCUUGGAGGUGCUAAGGUUAAAGACAAGAUUCAACUUAUUGAGAACCUGUUGGAGAAAGUGAAUGAGAUGAUCAUUGGGGGAGGAAUGGCGUACACCUUCUUGAAAGUCCUCAACAAUAUGGAAAUCGGGGAUUCUCUCUAUGAUGAAGAUGGGGCAAAAAUCGUACAGAAACUGAUGGAUAAGGCCAAGGCGAAAAACGUGACCAUUCAUCUACCUUCUGAUUUUGUGACGGCAGACAAGUUUGACAAAAAUGCAACAACUGGUGCAGCUAAAGUAUCGGAUGGGAUACCUAAGGGAUGGAUGGGCCUUGACUGUGGAAAGGAAUCUGUUGCCAAAUUCUGUGAAGUUAUCAAAAGAGCCAAGCUGAUUGUCUGGAAUGGACCACUUGGUGUAUUUGAGUUUGACAAAUUCGCUGCUGGUACGAAGGAUGCCAUGGACGCAGUUGUGGCUGCUACGGCCGCUGGAACAACCACUAUCAUUGGUGGUGGGGACACAGCUACUUGCUGUGCCAAGUGGGGCACCGAGGACAAGGUCAGCCAUGUCAGCACUGGUGGUGGAGCAAGCUUGGAGCUGCUGGAGGGAAAGACUCUUCCUGGUGUAGCCGCUUUGUCUGAUGUCAAGUAAAUGUGAUACAAUGAACUUUGAUUGCUCCGUAAUCCCGUCAUUCUCAGUCUGACGCAUCUUAGGUAGCAAGGUGAUUUCCACUAUGGACAUAUACAUAUGAUUCAUGCAGUGAUACCUCUCAGAACUCCCAAGAUUAUCCAAAGUGGAGAAUUAAAAAAAUCUCAAAAUACUUAUUUUGUUUUUAUGUCUAUCAUGAUUAUGAAUCAUAGGAGGCAUGUGAUAUAGUCAUGAAUGCAUCGGCAGCUGAAUUCUGUAAAUACCUGCUAAGCAGGUUCACACUCGCAGUCUAAUGGGUGAACACUUAGUCUAGCAGGUUCUGACUAUGUCUAGCAGGCCCUCGCACUCGCAGUCAUGAUAUUCACAGACACACCUUGUUAACGGAACCAUAUGUUACAUUUGCUUUUGCAUACAUGUACAUGAAGGUUGUCAUCCAGUUUAGUUAUAAGAAAACUGUUCUAUCACAUGCCGAUCCUGCCCUAUCAGGCUUAAUCUUAAUCGUAAUGGGUAUUCCAAUUUCAGAGGAUUUGUUUCUUGUUUGGCCUCAUCUUUGUGACAACCGAAGCUUGAACUACCCUUGGCCUGAGCUUUCAUCAAAUAGUACCACUGAGAAUUCAUUAUCAACCCUAACAGUCAUUCAUAUCACCCUGAAAUCAUGUUAUUGCCUGUCUGAGUGAAAUAAGAGAUUCCUUAGAACUUCCUAGAGAACCUUUGAAGGGUUUCUGCAAAACUGGCCAGUUGUGCAAAAAAACUUGUUUACAUUGAAAGUAGGGUAGCUAAAAGGAUUAAAUAUGUUCAUGUACAUUGUAAUCAUGAAUGUUUUAUGUAAAAUUUUGCUAAAGUUUAAUACUGGUUGUAGAAAGGGUCGAGGUAUUUGCUAAUGUUGUACUUCUUGUCCAAAUAAAUGCUGUAAUGGUUGGUUCUGUUUUGGCAGUGCAACGAUUUCUUAUGUACUUUUACUUGCUUAUUUUGUUCUGUUGUACCUUGUUUCCCAUGUGAGUCAGAGUGAAGUAGGAAUACUUUUAUUUGCUUGUUUUCCUCAAUACUAAAAUCAUGCAUCCGGAUAGUUUAUACUGGUAGUAAUGUGAUUUUAUAAGAAUAAAUCUUAUUGGAUAGGAUACAA